AGAGUGCAAGAACAAGCCUAACAGUAGACAGUAUUCAUCCAUGCUGAAAUCAGAAAGCAUGCUGCCAAAACUGAUUGUCAUCUGCACCUUCAUUGGCUAUUUGAAUGCCUUUCAGGUCACACAGCCCAAUCUUGUUGCUGCCAACAGCAGUGGAUUUGUCAUAAUGACAUGUGAUUACAAAUACAGCAAAGAGAUCAUAGAAUUAAAGACUUACCUGCUUCGGGCAAGACACAAUGACACAAUAAGUUGUGAGACUUCAGUGAACGACAGCAAGAAAGGGAUCCACUGCCUGAUGGAACGUUACAACAACAGUGUGGCCCUCACCAUCACACUGUUCAAUGUCUCAGAUGCAGAUCUGUAUGUUUGCAGAGUGGAAGUAAGAUCCCCUCCUCCAUUUGUUUAUGGUGAGGGGACAGGGACCAUAUUAUAUGUUGCUGAGACGUCACAGAUUCCACGUUCUGAAUAUACCGACUUUAAUUGGCCUGUGGUCUGGAUUAUUGCAGGAGUCAGUGGGCUUCUCUUGCUCUACAGCAUUAUCAUAACUCUUACCUGCUUACACGCAAAGAAAAGAAACACGGGUGAACCUGAAAGCAACAGUGAAUACAUGGAUAUGAGGAAAGUGAUGUCAGAAAAUACAAACAGGAAGAAAGAAAGGGACAGAAACCACAAUUCGGAACAAUUUCAUUUUUAAUUAUAUAUUACUACCCACAGUGUUAUUUUACUGAAACUGUAGAAGUUAACUCAUGUGCAUUUUGUUUUACACAAUAUAUUAUGAUAUUAAUUAAAACAUGAAACGAGACGCUUCAUAAUAGUGGGGAAAAUGCAUUGUAGUAAACAAGAAGAGCCAGUUUUUGCAUUAAGUUGUGAAAAUGAUUAUAAUUCUCCCACUUUUAGAGCUUGCAGAAGCAAAAGAUUUGCUUGACUGUUAUCACAUUUAUAUUACUGUUAGUAUCAAGACAAUGUCCUGUACUGUCCUGAAUGAGAGGCACUGUUACUUUGCUAUUCAGCACUUUACCUCCCAUGGCUCAUGUUCAUGCACUGUAUGUUUGAACCAUAAUAUUAGGAGGAGGCUGAGCAAAAUAAAAUCAAGGUUUUAGCUGCUAACAAUUAUGAUGGGCAGAACUGAUGCUGUUCAGCAAACACACCAUCCCCACUGCUUCUGUCAGACAGACUGACAGACAAAAAGGAAAUGUGUUGGCUAAAACUGGCAGCAUUCUACCAGUUUCAUUCAGCGAUUUUGCUACUGGGGAAUACUUCAUUUUAGGGAAAGACUGAAGCUCCUAAAGCCUCCCCUUUAAAACAGUUUUGCUCACUUUAAGCUAUUUUAAAUACUGGUAGAUCAUUACUGAUUGUAUUUUAUAUAUGUUAUUG
Polyodon spathula (Mississippi paddlefish) is the source of this 1371-nucleotide messenger RNA. Its product is annotated as cytotoxic T-lymphocyte protein 4-like. The record is from RefSeq and is a predicted model, not a curated record. Gene Ontology annotation, biological process: T cell receptor signaling pathway; negative regulation of regulatory T cell differentiation; regulation of T cell proliferation. The transcript is spliced from 4 exons. Gene Ontology annotation, cellular component: external side of plasma membrane. Lineage: Eukaryota; Metazoa; Chordata; Actinopteri; Acipenseriformes; Polyodontidae. Bases 41 to 691 code for a protein of 216 amino acids.